CGGCUGCGAUGGAAGCGAUAGCUGCCACGUGGCCAACCGCCACGGCCUCGUGGGUGUCCGGGGAGUUGUGUGACACGUGGCUGGGAGUGGUGUGCGACGGCGACGGCUACGUGACGCAGCUUGACCUCAGCGAUCAAGAUUUGGAGGGAACGAUUCCCACCGCUUCGAUUGCCUCGCUAGUCACAUUAGUAGAACUCAAGCUGCACGACAACUCAAUCGAGGAUGAUUUACCAGCCGGUUUUGGCUCACUGACUGCGCUCAGCAUACUGACUCUGGGUCGCAAUGAAAUCACCGGCUCCAUCCCCACUGGCUACUCCCAGCUGCAGAAGCUCAGAUUUCUUCUCCUCAGUGACAACCGCCUUUCAGGGCAGGUGCCAUCGGAACUUGGAGCUCUCACUGACCUUGAAGCCCUCGACCUGAGCAAGAAUUGGCUGUCUGGCAGCAUACCCAAAGAGGUCAUCGCUCUUCCCAACCUCAUGUACUUUGACAUAUCCAAUAACGAGUUCUCAGGCCCCCCACCCACGGGAUUUGCCAGCACCUCCUUUCAGUCCACCUCUGAGGCCACAUACAACAUCGAGAGAAACUAUUUCAACGGCUCGGCCAAAGUCAAGAUCACAGCGGGCAGCGGAACAAUUUCUUUCUGCCCGAAUGCACUCCAAGGGGGAUUCGCCCAAUCAGCACUUCUGGCCUACAGCCCGUCUUUGUAUGGGUCUAUGAGAGGAAACUGCAUGGUAACGUCUGGAACUGGGCCAUGCGCAUCAGACAAGCAGCGGAGGUCCACAUCUGAUUGUUUGGCGUUUUGUGGCGCGAGCACUGCUGCAGGGCCGUGCGGCGGGCACGGGCGGUGUUAUUUGUCCGGAACUUCGCGCAUCCCGACGUGUGAAUGUGAUACAGACUAUAACCCGUAUAUUGCGACACAGAGUGGGGUUGCGUACCCCUCAUGCAGCACGGCUGUUGUGGCUAACCCACCCCCGCCGCCCCCGCCUCCCCCACCAGAAGACCCUGAUAAGCGCAAGCCUGGCCUCAAGGAUACGGACUACCAAGCUGUCGCAACCAAGCCUCUUGUCAAUUUCAACAAGUACUUUCGCUACGUGAGCCUGGGAUACAGUGGUACAGCCACAAAGCCUGCAUGGACGUACAAGACUGCGGUGGACUGGCGCACCCAGACCGUCAGCAGGCAGAAACGGACCGUCGUGGGGCCCACGGUCGACCAGGGCACGUGCGCUGCGUGUUGGGCAUUGGUGCCAGUAGCAGCGAUCGAAGCAGCCUACGCCAUUGCGUUCGGAUCGAACCAGCCCAACAUCUCAGGCCAGCACAUUCUCAACUGCCAGGGCACGUGGGAGUGCGUGGGCGGCCUUCCUUCCGACGCCUUCCAGUUUGCAGCCUCGGGGGGCGUGCUGUCUGAGUAUAUGGUGCCGUACACGGGCACCAAGGAUGCAUCCAGCUGUGGGCCGACCCAGAGGAGGAAAUUGGCAGCAUCCUUCCCGCCUGACCUCUGGUUUGAUCAAGCACUAGAGGACCACCUCCAUGCCUCCAUUCAAGACUCUUCGCCACACCAGCUACCACAUCAACAACCAAAACUGCCUUCCUUAACAGAAGGAUCACCAUCUGGCCUUGACUCGUUGGCGAGGCACCACCUGUCAUCAUCCCGCUUCGCUCCUGCACCUCCUGCUCCCGCUGCUCUUCCUUCCACCCGUCCCCCUCCUCCUCCUCCCCCUCCGCCUUCACCUGCGUCCGUUGCUCCCAACCGGCUCCCAGCAAAACCAAGCAGAAGAAUCUCCCAGCCUGCAUUUGAAUCGUCUCUGCUCCACCCUCCUCCGCUACCCCCUCUUCCUCCAUCCUCCCUCUUCUCCUCCCGCUUCACCUCCAUCCUCACCUCCUUCUUCCACAUUCCUCACGCCCGCAUCCUCCAAUCAUCACCAAUUUCCUCCUCCUCCUCUCGCUCAUCCUCCAUCGGUCUACUCAAAAAGAAGGCAAAGAAAAAGCCCCCCCCUGCCCCGGCUGCCCAGCCGGUCCCGGGGCCGUACCGGGUCGCCAUGUUCGAACAGGUGGCGGUGUCUGGUUGGCUUGGAAUGGUGAUUGCGCUGCAGGCGCAGCCCAUCAUUGCAAACAUAGAGGCGGAUCAGGCUUCCUUCAUUGAAUAUGCUGGGGGCUACAUCUAUGCGGAUCCGGACUGCUUCAUCAACGGCGUGGUGAAUCACAUAGUGCUGCUCGUGGGCUACAGCAUGGCUGGUUCCACGCCCUACUUCAUUGCGCAAAACACCUGGGGAGCCACCUGGGGGGUGGGCGGCUUCAUGCAGAUGGCCAUUGCAUCAGGUGACGGCAUCUGUGGCAUCAAUACCUCUCCCGCUCUCUACCCUGUGGUCCGGGGUCCCAACCCUUGUGUGCCGAACCCGUGUGGGAGCGGCACGUGCAGUGCCGGCAGGGGCCCGGGGGGAUACACGUGCAAGUGCAAGACGAAUUUCAUUGUGGGGAAGAAUAUCGACCAAUCACCUGUGUGCAUACCACUGAAGCCGUGCUCUCUGAACGCGGUCAACCCCUGCCAGGUGGGCACGUGUCUGGACGACGCCAGAGGGGGCUACAGCUGCAUCUGCCCGCCGGGCUUCUUCUUUGAUACCCGGCCCGACAACACGCCCUCCUGCAUCCUCGGCCCCACACCCGAUGAAAUCAAGGUUGUUCCCGGGCUCACAUGCGACCUGGUCAUGUCUAUCUAUGGCAUCACCCUCACCAACUUUACCCAGCUUAACCCGGAUCUGAACUGCAAGAAGCUCAAACUAGGCGAUGACAUCCAUAUCGGCGACACCAACCCAUGUGCCACGCCCUAUACGGUCACUUCUCAAACCAGUACGUGUGCAUCCAUAGCCGCAGCAUUCAACAUCACCACGGUUGAGCUGCAGGAGCGCAACCACGAGCUCAAAUGCAAUAAGGCGCUGCAGAUUGGGCAGCAGGUGUGUGUGGUGAGGGGCACAGCCGACCUGCCUGUGUGCCAGGAGUAUGUGACUGUAGCAGAGGGAGACACGUGCGACACUAUAAUGAGGUCUGCGCGGCCGCCGCUGACCAGCCAGGAGUUCUAUGCGCUGAAUCCGGGCAUCAACUGCAACGUGGGGGACCAGAGUCUGCUGGGGCAGCAGAUCUGUACCCGUGGUGGGCAAUCGAGUGUCUUGCUGGGUGCUUCAAAAUGUGUUACAAAGGCGUAUUAUACUGUUGUCACCGCAACAGCGGUCGAGAGCCAACCGACGCUCUUCCAAGCAAUUGACUUCAAGAAGCUUCAAAACGGAAGUGACAUAAGAGGAGUGGCUAUUCCGGGGGUGGAGGGCGAACCUGUGACACUAACGGAGCCCGCAGCAGAGGCCAUAGGCGCAGCCUUCGCUCAGUUCUUGAAGGGGAAGAAGGAGCAGGCGGGGGAGAAGGCUGACGGGCAGCUGAGCGUGUCCAUCGGACACGAUUCGAGAGUGUCGGCUGAUGUGAUCACGGCAGCAGUGGCGCGCGGGUUAGCAGGCGAGGGCGUGAAGGUGGUUCGGUUCGGCCUGGCGUCGACACCGGCCAUGUUCAGCAGCACCGUCACAGAGGAUGCCAGCCUGCACUGCCCCAACGACGGUGGCAUCAUGAUCACAGCCAGCCACCUCCCCUUCAACCGCAACGGGCUUAAGUUCUUCACAGCAAAGGGCGGCGCCAACAAGGCGGAUAUCGCGGCUAUUCUCGCAUCUGCCGCCCAGAUCUACGAGUCCAUGUCAGCAGAAUCCGUGCGGGCCAAUCAGGAGAAGGCGGAGAAGCAGACGGUGCAUGUGGAUUAUAUGAAGAGAUACGCUGCAGAUCUGGUUGACGCUGUCAGAAAGGCUGCCAAGGCUGGAGAUCGUCCAUUGGAGGGUUACCACAUCGUUGUUGAUGCUGGUAACGGCGCAGGAGGCUUCUUUGCUGCAGGGGUGCUGGAGCCUCUAGGAGCCAACACUGCUGGCAGUCAGUUCCUUGAACCCGAUGGCCUGUUUCCGAACCACAUUCCGAACCCAGAGGACAAGGCAGCUAUGGAGGCGAUCACAGGGGCGGUGCUGAGGGAGAAGGCGGACCUUGGGAUCAUCUUUGACACUGACGUGGACAGAGCUGCCGCCGUUGAUUCGUCCGGCAGGGAGAUCAACCGCAACCGUCUGAUUGCUCUGAUUGCAGCGAUCGUGCUCGAGGAGCACCCGGGCACCACGAUAGUCACGGACAGUGUGACAUCUGAUGGGCUGACCACAUUCAUUGAAUCUAAGCUCGGGGGCAAGCACCUGAGGUUCAAGCGGGGCUAUAAGAAUGUGAUUGAUGAGGGCAUCAGACUGAACUCGGUGGGGGAGGAGUGCCAUCUUGCCAUGGAGACCAGUGGGCAUGGUGCCCUUAAGGAGAACAGAUGGCUGGAUGAUGGCGCUUACCUCAUGGUGAAGCUGCUGGUGAAACUCGCAUCGGCAGCAGGCAAAGGGGAGGCGAAGGGUAGCGCCGUGCUGACGCGAAUGAUAGAGGACCUGGAGGAGGCUGACGAGGCAACGGAGGUUCGGCUCCGAAUCAACCAGGACCAUGCUGACGUGGCACCCAUAGGGUUCCGUGCGUACGGGGAGAAGGUUCUAGAGGCGCUCGCAGCCACAGUGGAGGGUGACGCUGCCCUUUCCAAGGCCCCUGUCGAUUAUGAGGGCGCGCGUGUGUCUGGGUUCGGUGGAUGGUUCCUGCUCCGCCUGUCUCUCCAUGACCCCGUCUUGCCACUCAAUAUUGAGCCACUUCUGGAUUCAAAUGGUGGGGAAGAGGGGGCAAGGGAAGCAGCGGAACGAGAGAUCGUAGCGGAUACGAAACAGUCGAUGGCGGAGGGAGGGAAACGCGGGAAUCGCGUGGGUCCGGAAAUGAGGGCGGAUGGCGGGGCUCAGGCGGGGCGGGAGGUGGAGGAGGAGGGGGAAGUGGCGGAGGAGGUGGGGGAGGGGGUGGAAGAGGCGGAGGAGGUGGGGGAGGGGGCGGCGCGGGUGGGGGAGGGGGUAGCGGAAUGGGAAGCGGGCGGGGAGGUGGGAGCGGAAACGAGGGUUCAGGGUUUGGAGGGUUUGGAAGCUUCCCACCAUCUUCCUUACCUCGCCUCAGCCCGCUGA
Molecule: messenger RNA, 5099 nt
Organism: Closterium sp. Naga37s-1
Lineage: Eukaryota; Viridiplantae; Streptophyta; Zygnematophyceae; Desmidiales; Closteriaceae
Source: the annotation of a GenBank genome assembly